AUGAGCUGGAAAUCCGGCAGCAUCCGAAGUGGAGGUGGGAGCAAGGGCUUCAGCACAGUGUCUGCUGUGGUUCCAAGUAGCCACAGAGCCAGCUUCAGUUCGGUCGCCGUGUCAAGAGGCGGCGGAGGUUUCGGAAGGCUCGGUGGCGGAGGCAGUUUUGGCAGCAGGAGCCUUUAUAACUUAGGGGGCACUAAGAAAAUUUCCAUCAGUGGUGGGAGCAACCUCCGGAGUGGAUUUGGGGGUGGAGCUGGUGGUGGCUUCGCCACUGGGAGUGGAUUUGGCUUUGGUGGCAGUGGGCUUAGUUUUGGUGGCGGGGGAGGCUUUGGUGGCGGUAGAAGUCCAGCAGGAUUUGGCGGUGGCAAUUCACCUGGCAUGGGUACCAUCCAAGAAGUGACCGUCAACCAGAGUCUCCUGGCGCCACUGAACCUGGAGAUUGACCCAAACAUCCAACAGGUGCGGAAAGAGGAGAAGGAGCAGAUUAAGAGUCUCAACAAUAAAUUUGCCUCUUUCAUUGACAAGGUCCGCUUCCUGGAGCAGCAGAACAAGGUGCUCGAGACCAAGUGGACCCUGUUGCAGGAGCAGGGUCAGAAAUCCACCUCCAACAAGAAUAACCUCGACCCCCUCUUUGAGUCUUAUAUCACCAACCUGAGGAAGCAGCUGAACAACCUGUUAAAUGAAAGAGGGCGGAUGGAGGGAGAACUGAAGAACACGCAGGACCUUGUAGAGGAUUUUAAGAACAAGUACGAAGAUGAAAUCAACAGGCGCACCGCGGCGGAGAAUGAGUUUGUGGUGCUCAAGAAGGACGUGGAUGCUGCCUAUAUGAACAAGAUAGACCUGGAGGCCAAGGUGGAUGCGUUGAUGGAUGAGAUCAACUUCCUCAGAACCCUCUAUGAUACGGAACUGGCCCAGCUGAAUGUCCAGGUGUCCGACACCUCCGUCAUCCUGUCAAUGGACAACAACCGAGACCUGGACCUUAGCAGCAUCGUGAACGAAGUCAAAGCUCAGUACGAGGACAUUGCUAACAGGAGCCGAGCCGAGGCUGAGUCAUGGUAUCAGACCAAGUUCGAGGAGCUGCGAGCCACUGCUGGGAAACACGGCGAUGACCUGCGGAAUACAAAGGGAGAAAUCUCAGAGCUCAACCGGCUGAUCCAGAGGUUACGGGCCGAGAUUGAGAAUGCAAGGAACCAGUGCGCCAGUCUGCAGACAGCGAUUGCGGACUCGGAGGAACGUGGCGAGCUGGCUGUCAAAGAUGCCAGGAUGAAGGUGGCCGAUCUGGAGGAUGCUCUCCAGAAGGCCAAGCAGGACAUGGCCCGCCAGCUGCGGGAGUACCAGGAGCUGAUGAACGUCAAGCUGGCCCUGGAUAUCGAGAUCGCCACCUACAGGAAGCUGCUGGAGGGAGAGGAGAGCAGGCUGUGCGGAGAGGGCGUCAUCCCUGUCAGCUACUCGGUGGUCAGCUCUAGCGCUGGAAUUGGUGGCGGAGCUGGUUUAGGAGGCGGAUUUGGCGGCUUUAGCUCAGCAGGAGGCGGAGGAGGAUUCGGCUAUGGAGGUGGAAGCGGUCUCGGUCUUGGAGGCGGAGGGUUCGGCUUUGGAAGUGGAGGCGGCUUCGGAGGGGGCAGUGGCUUUGGCUAUGGAGGUGGCAGCGGGCUGAGUGCCGGAGGAGGAAAUUUCAGCGCUGGAAGCGGGAAAGGCACUGGGGUGGGAACCAGCGUGGGCGUGAAAAUUGUCUCCAAAACCUCUUCCAGCAAAAAGACCAUUAAAAGUUAAGCUUGAGGAA
Mauremys mutica (yellowpond turtle) is the source of this 1774-nucleotide messenger RNA. RefSeq names its product keratin, type II cytoskeletal cochleal-like. Gene Ontology annotation, biological process: keratinization; intermediate filament organization. Lineage: Eukaryota; Metazoa; Chordata; Testudines; Geoemydidae. The transcript is spliced from 10 exons. Gene Ontology annotation, cellular component: keratin filament. The coding region runs from base 1 to 1764 and encodes 587 amino acids. Gene Ontology annotation, molecular function: structural constituent of skin epidermis. The record is from RefSeq and is a predicted model, not a curated record.